UCACAUCAGCCUCUGCACACAAAACUUACAAUUCCAAUUCCCACCUCUCUUAAUCUAUUCUCUCCUAGGGUUUCACCAUCAAAAAACACAUACAAAAAUGAGUGGCAAGGGGGCUACAGCUACUACUAAAGGAGGCAGAGGGGUUUCAAAGACCAAGUCAGUGUCUAGAUCUUCCAAGGCUGGCCUUCAGUUCCCUGUGGGGAGGAUUGCUAGGUUUCUUAAGGCUGGCAAGUAUGCUGAGCGUGUUGGGGCUGGAGCACCUGUUUAUCUCUCUGCUGUGCUUGAGUAUCUUGCUGCUGAGGUUCUAGAGCUUGCUGGCAAUGCUGCAAGAGACAAUAAGAAGAACAGGAUUGUGCCAAGGCACAUUCAGUUAGCGGUGAGAAAUGAUGAGGAGUUGAGCAAGCUUUUGGGGACUGUUACUAUUGCUAAUGGUGGUGUUUUACCAAACAUUCACUCAACUUUGUUGCCGAAGAAGGUGGGCAAAGGGAAGGAUGAAAUUGGAUCUGCUUCACAAGAGUUUUAGAGUGUUUAUGUUGAAUGAGAGUGCAGAGUGCUCGAGUUUAUGUAAGUGAGAAUGAUGGGGUUUAAUGUUUCCGGGAUUUUGUGUAAUCUCUUGAUGCAAAACCCCUAAUUUUGGAUGGUUUGAUGAAUUUGAAUAUACAAAGUUACUAUAUUUCGGUUGAA
Molecule: messenger RNA, 684 nt
Organism: Daucus carota subsp. sativus
Lineage: Eukaryota; Viridiplantae; Streptophyta; Magnoliopsida; Apiales; Apiaceae
Product: histone H2AX
Exons: 2
Coding region: 98-523 (141 amino acids)
Biological process (GO): heterochromatin formation
Cellular component (GO): nucleosome; chromatin
Molecular function (GO): structural constituent of chromatin; DNA binding; protein heterodimerization activity
Source: RefSeq, a predicted model, not a curated record